Molecule: messenger RNA, 2225 nt
Organism: Entelurus aequoreus (snake pipefish)
Lineage: Eukaryota; Metazoa; Chordata; Actinopteri; Syngnathiformes; Syngnathidae
Product: gastrula zinc finger protein XlCGF17.1-like
Exons: 2
Coding region: 305-1561 (418 amino acids)
Biological process (GO): regulation of transcription by RNA polymerase II; central nervous system development
Cellular component (GO): nucleus
Molecular function (GO): RNA polymerase II cis-regulatory region sequence-specific DNA binding; DNA-binding transcription factor activity, RNA polymerase II-specific
Source: RefSeq, a predicted model, not a curated record
CGGGUGAUAAAGCAAGAUGGCGUCUGACGGAGAAGGCCUAAACGCGGGCAUUAUAUUUCUGUAUUCUUACAUAUAUGUUGUCUAAUAGAGUACACACGGUUAAUAAUUGUUUGUAGCAGGAUACAUUAGUCUGAGUGCACUUUGACACUUCUCCUGUUUGCUAGCUUCAUUUAAGGUAGCUUGCAGCCAGUUUAGCUGGCUAGUUAGCUUAGCUUAUUAGCUGCUAACAAAGAGACGCGGACGUUAUUUAAACAUCGCUAAGUAGGGAACUAAUGUGAGUGUAAAGUGUUGUGAUUGUGUGAAAAUGUGCGGAAGAACGACAGCAAAGUACGAGGAGGAACUUUGUCCAACAAAAGAGGAGAAGGAGCGACAACAUCAACUGCUGGAUGUUUAUUAUAAGAAACAUCAUCAAGUUGUGUUACACAGAACAGACGUCUUUGAAGAACAACUUAUGCCUGAAAAACAGGAGUGUAGCUUCAGAAUGGUGAAGGAGGAUGCAUCAAAGAGGAAGACCAGGGGCCACAGACCCUCUGGCGUCUCCUUUUCCUCUUUGACACAGACCCUUCCCUGUAAAAAGGAAGAGGAACACUCACUGACGCCCCACAUUAAAGAGGAAGAGGAGGAACACGGUAUCAGUCAGCCUAAAUGGUUGGAGGAGUUCCCAGUGACUGGUGUCCCUGUGAAGAGUGAAGAUGAUGAGGUCAAAGGUGAAAGUGAGGAGAAGAGAGAGGCGGAGCCUCCAAGCAGCAAGUCAACACAACACAUGACAACAGAAGCUGAUGGAGACCACUGUGGAGGAUCACAAGCAGACAAGCUCUUAGCUCCACUAUCAGAUAGUGAGGACACAACGUCACACUCUCCUGACACUGAUGAUGAAGACUCUAAAGAUGAUAAGACAUGUCACACUGACAACACUCACUUCAAAUGUUCUCACUGUGAUAAAUCCUUUCAUUCCCGUUCUUAUCUAAAAGUACACAUGAGAACACACACUGGAGAAAAACCGUUUUCCUGCUCAGAAUGUGGUAAAAGUUUUACUAACAGUAAGAGUUUGAAAGUACACAUGAGAACACACACUGGUGAAAAACCUUUUUCCUGUUCAACCUGUGGUAAAGGUUUUACACAAAGUCAGAGUUUGAAAGUACACAUGAGAACACACACUGGAGAAAAACCUUUUUCCUGCUCAGAAUGUGGUAAAUGUUUUUCACGCAAAAAGGGGUUAAACAAACACAUGCUAAUUCACACUGGAGAAAAACCGUUUUCCUGUUCACUCUGUAGUAAAGGUUUUACACAAAGUCAGAAUUUGAAAGUGCACAUGAGAACGCACACUGGUGAAAAAGCUUUUACCUGUUCAAUCUGUGGUAAAAGUUGUACUAGUAGUCAGAGUUUGAAAGUACACAUAAGAACACACACUGGAGAAAAACCGUUUUUCUGCUCAGAAUGUGGUAAAUGUUUUACUCACAGUCAGAGUUUGAAAGUACACAUGAGAACACACACUGGAGAAAAACCUUUUUCUUUUUCAAUCUGUGGUAAAGGUUUUACACAAAAAAACGUGUCAAACUAACACAUGCUAAUACACACUGGAGAGAAAAUGUUUACCUGUUAACUAUGUGGUAAAGGUUUUACAGAAAGUCAAUAUUUGAAAAGACACAAGAGAACACACACUGGUGAAAAAUCACAUUCCUGUUCAAUCUGCAACAGAAGCGUUUGUCAACAAUCAAACCUUGUAGCACACACGAGAAAACACCCAGGAGAGAAAGUGUUGAGUUGCAGUGUGUGUGGUGAAAGAUUCUCUUCUAAGUACCAGUGUAAGAAACACAAGUGUGCUGGUGAGAACAGCAGCAGCAAAUGAAACUGCAGGAUUUGAAAUAAACUGUCAAGACUUUGAUUUUGACUUUCUAACAACAUCAGUACAUAUAACAUGUGUGACAUUGUUGUUUGUGUAACAAUCUUUUUAAUAGGCUUCUACAUUUAUAGAUUAGAUAUUUUAUAUUGGUGCUUUUUUCAGUCAAGUAAAUGCAUUAAUAUGCAAUCAAAGUUUGGAGUGUCAGGCAAAAGCCAAUAGGGAUGGGUCCUGUUCACUUUUAAUUCCGUGUGUUAUUUGUUAUAUAUGUAAAUAUAUUGUGUGUUUGUAUUUUGCCAACAUGGUAGAAUCACAUGAUAAGCAGGUUGUAUCAUGUUUUUCUGUCACCUUGAGGAAAUGGCAUAAAAAGGAAGAUGACAAUAUA